GUCAAUCUCUUGAGUUUCAUCACAUCUACAAAAUGCAACGAAUUAUGCAAGCCUCGGUUAUUAAUCGAAUUCUAAACUCGCCACUGUUAGAAACUUUCAUUAUCAAUCAUCGUCGCUCCGUCAGUUCACAGACACAUUCUCCGCUAGCAACGUCUGGUCACGGGAAGGAUCCCGCAAAGGAGAAAGAAAUGCCUAUCACUAAGCCGGCGAAAAAGAAAACCAUGGCAGAACUAGAUGCGGAACUUCAGCGAAAGAUGUCUGGUCUUUCUGGGGAUGGUGGAGAGGCCGGAGUGGAGUGCGAGAAUGGACAACCUGUAGCGAUGAAGCGAAGCGUAAAGCAAAACAUGUUCCGCUAUAUCUGAUAUUAGUAGCUUGAAUACUAGCCUACAAAGUAACCAGUAUUUCCUUUCAGGUUUACAGAGCAGCAUGGGGUCGUCGUACAUUGAAUUAC
This is a messenger RNA of Annulohypoxylon maeteangense, 451 nucleotides long. RefSeq lists its product as uncharacterized. The record is from RefSeq and is a predicted model, not a curated record. NCBI's taxonomy places the organism in Eukaryota, Fungi, Ascomycota, Sordariomycetes, Xylariales, Hypoxylaceae. The transcript is spliced from 2 exons. The coding region runs from base 33 to 362 and encodes 109 amino acids.